This is a messenger RNA of Lactuca saligna, 3603 nucleotides long. The record is from the annotation of a GenBank genome assembly. Lineage: Eukaryota; Viridiplantae; Streptophyta; Magnoliopsida; Asterales; Asteraceae.
AUGAUCACAUCAGAGGGAAAGAAGAUUGAACGAUUCAUUUGGGGACUGACAUCCCCCAUUCAAGGGAACGUGAUAGCUGCGAACCCUGAAACUUUUGACAGUGCGAAGAGAUUGGCAAAGAGGCUAUACGAUCAUAACCACAAAAAGGGCGAGAAACCGGUAGAGACUGAGAAGAAGAAGGAGAGUGAUGGUAAGAAAGGAUGGAACAACAAGAGGAAGGGGCGUCAGGGUCCCGAGACCUCUAAAAAGCAGCAAACGGUGGCAGUUCACGCUGUCACUGCGCCGGUACCAGUCACAUCACAUGCUCCAACCUCAGCUGCUUCAAAUACCUCAAAACCCUAUUCUGGUACUCAUCCCAAAUGCAACAAGUGCGGUUUCCAUCACCAAGGAGAAUGUAGGGAGUUCCAUUGCACCAGUUGCAACCGAAGGGGACACACUGCAAAGUUCUGCAGGACUUAUCCUUCUCAGAACCAGAAUCAGGGAAACAAUCAGAACAACAACAACCCCCGCAAUAACAACAACACCAAUGCCGGUAGCAACAAUGCAGGGCUUAGCCACACCUGUUUCGAGUGUGGAAGGACGGGACAUUUCCGUCGAGACUGCCCUAACAACAACAACAACUCAGGAAACAGAGGAGCAGGAAGAAUGCUGACUAUGGGUCAGAGUGAUGCAGUUCAGGACCCCGCAGUUGUGACCGGUACGUUCCUCCUAAACCACGCUUAUGCAUGCAUCUUAUUUGAUACCGGAGCGGAGCGAAGUUUCGAGUUUCGAUGUGAUUAUCGGCAUGGAUUGGUUGAGCCCCACCAUGCUGAGAUUAUGUGCCACGAGAAGGCCGUUCGCCUUCGUCUCCCGAAUCACGAAACCCUAGUAAUUUACGGAGACAAACCUAGCACGAAUCUUCGUCUUAUCUCGUGCAUCAAAGCACAAAAACAUCUGCGAAAGAACAACUUAGCGUUCUUGGCCCACAUAGUGGACAAGACUAAAGAAGAAAUUAACAUCCAAGACAUUCCGGUAGCGUGUGAAUUCCCGGACGUGUUUCCUGAAGAUCUUCCAGGAGUACCCCUAGAGAGACAGGUUGAGUUCCGAAUCGACCUCGUCCCAGGAGCAACUCCCCUCGCUAAAUCACCAUAUCGAUUGGCACCUGCUGAAAUGCAGGAAUUGUCCAGCCAACUCAGUGAGCUUCUGGACAAGGGAUUUAUCCGACCUAGCUACUCGCCGUGGGGAGCUCCGGUGCUCUUUGUCAAAAAGAAGGACGGAUCUUUCAGAAUGUGCAUCGAUUACAGAGAGUUGAAUAAACUCACUGUUAAAAACCGCUACCCACUUCCACGAAUCGAUGAUCUAUUCGACCAGCUCCAAGGAGCUAGCUAUUUUUCUAAAAUAGACCUACUGUCCGGAUACCAUCAACUCAAGGUCCGAGAAGAAGAUAUUCCUAAAACCGCCUUCCGAACCCGCUAUGGACAUUAUGAAUUCGUCGUAAUGCCCUUCGGUCUAACAAAUGCACCCGCCGCAUUUAUGGACCUAAUGAACCGAAUCUGUCAACCGUUCUUGGACAACUUCGUCAUUGUGUUUAUCGAUGACAUCCUCGUCUAUUCUCGAAGCAAAGAGGAGCAUGGCCAACAUCUCCGACAAGUCCUAGAGACGCUGCGAUCGGAAAGGCUUUACGCCAAACUCUCUAAGUGUGAGUUUUGGCUACGGAGCGUGAAUUUUCUCGGUCACGUAGUUAGCCAAGAUGGAAUUCAUGUGGAUCCCUCUAAGGUCAAAGCUGUGGAAGGAUGGGAAACUCCGACUACGCCCACCGAAAUUCGUCAGUUCUUAGGCCUAGCAGGCUACUAUAGUCCACAAAACACAGAGCUACCUUCAUCUUCCUCCUACAAAGAGCUCAACUCCGCCACCAAUGGCUUCUCCGAUGAUAAUUAUAUCGGAAAAGGCGGUUCGGGUACCGUGUACCGUGGUAUACUCAGAAAUGGAAAACUCGUUGCUGUGAAGAUGCUUGAUUCGGAGUCGUUAGACGCCGAGCGUGAGUUCCAAACUGAGCUUCGAAUCCUCGGUGGAUUAGAGUCGCAGUUUAUCGUUUCAUUGUUAGGGUAUUGCUUUGAUAAGAGGAAGCGAUUGGUGGUUUAUGAGUACAUGCCGAAUCGGAGCUUACAGGAAUCUCUUUUCUCCGAUCGUAGCUUGAAUUGGGAGAGAAGAUUCGAUAUCAUCCUAGAUGUUGCUAGAGCACUUGAGUUCUUACACCGGGAAUGUGAUCCGCCGGUGAUUCACGGAGACGUGAAGCCUAGCAACGUCUUACUCGACACUGAGUUCCGUGCAAAACUCGCCGAUUUCGGAUUGUCGAAAUUGAAGAUCGAGCCGGAAUUCGGUGUGGAUUUGUUCAGUCAGGAUCUAUCAGGAACUUUAGCUGGCGGCGGCGUCGGAGAGUCUCCGGCGAUUGGAACUCCAGUCGAUAGUAGUACCGCUAAUGAGGUAGAUUUCGCUCUUGCUCUACAGGCUUCCUCCUCUUCGACGCCGACCAAUAAUAAGGUUGUGUGUAAUAAUCCAAAAUUUGGGUUCACAAACGAAAAAGGAAAGGACAUUGAAAAUGGUGGUGGUGAUGAUUGGAUUAACAAUAAAUUCACGAAUUAUGAUGACGAUUUAGGUCUUAAUUUCGAUAAUAAUCACAUUGGAGAAUCCAAUAUGAAUCCCUCCGACGAUCGCAAAACUGGCAAGAAACAAUGGGGGAAAGAUUGGUGGUGGAAACAAGAGGGCAGCGGUGAGCUUUGCAGCAAGGAUUACGUCCGAGAAUGGAUCGGAAGUCAAACCUGUUCAUCGGCCAAUCCAGAUUGGGAUGAUGAUAAGAACUUUGAAUUAAAGGAUUCCAACGACAACGAAAACAAACCAGAAAACGAAGAACAGAGUGGCUGGAAACCACACCGGAAAAUGCAAGAAUGGUGGAAAGAAGAACACCUCGACGAACUCAGCAAUAAGAAAGUCGAGAAGAAGAAGAAGAAGAUGAAACGAAAAUUGAAGCUCUCGAUCUUCCGAAAAAAACGAAAAACAAACCGUCAUAAUCACGAAAACGAGAUCGAUCCAAACACAGAGUUCAGUUUCAGGAAGAACUCAAAGAAGAACAGCGAAGAUCUCUUCAGCCGCGAACUCAGCAGCACAACAAGCAUGCGAGGGACGCUUUGUUACGUAGCACCAGAAUACGGUGGUUGCGGUUAUUUAAUGGAGAAAACCGAUAUUUACAGUUUUGGAGUACUGAUUCUGGUGAUUGUUUCUGGUCGAAGACCAUUACAUGUUCUAUCAUCACCGAUGAAGCUUGAGAAGGCGAAUUUGAUAAGUUGGUGUCGACAAUUGGCUCAAGGUGGUGAUUUGUUGGAAUUAAUGGAUGAGAGAUUGAAAGAGGGUGAAUGUUAUAAUAAGGUGCAGGCGAUUUUGUGUGUGAAUUUGGCUCUCGCUUGUUUACAGAAGAUGCCGGAGUUGAGGCCGGAUAUUGGGGAUAUUGUGAAGAUUUUGAAAGGGGAAAUGGAUCUCCCGGUGGUUCCGUUUGAGUUUUCACCAUCACCGCCUUCCAAAUUGGUCGGGAAAUCCAAAUCAAGGAGGAAGAACAACAAUGCCGAUUGA